Molecule: messenger RNA, 2214 nt
Organism: Aspergillus affinis
Lineage: Eukaryota; Fungi; Ascomycota; Eurotiomycetes; Eurotiales; Aspergillaceae
Product: transcription factor domain-containing protein
Exons: 4
Coding region: 1-2214 (737 amino acids)
Biological process (GO): DNA-templated transcription; positive regulation of transcription by RNA polymerase II
Cellular component (GO): nucleus
Molecular function (GO): sequence-specific DNA binding; zinc ion binding
Source: RefSeq, a predicted model, not a curated record
AUGAAUCGCCGGCGAGUCCGAUCCUCCGAGCAGCCCAGGGAAAGGCUCUCCAAGCGGCGGAAGUUUGUCGCGUGCGUGACCCACUACCCUAUCCCUACGCCGUUCACUCACAAUAUUGCAAUUACAAACUCAUAUCAAAGCUCUACAGGUGCCAGCGCUGUCAUACACAUAAAAUCAAAUGUUCGGGCGACCUACCUUGCGCCAAAUGUCGACAAGUGGGCUGCGCCGAUGACUGCGCCUACGAGGCCCGAGACCGCCAGGUCAAGCUAUCUGGACGAGCUCGUGGCAGAGAACCGACGGUUGAAAGAACAGUCCGCCUCGGCGUCACAUACCGAAGCAGAUCGCGACAACGCCGAGAACGGCCCUGCUCGCCCUGCAGACGCCACGGACGGGCCAGACGAGGGCAACACCAGCGUGCGCAAUCCGCUGAUCGGCGAUCGUGCCUGGUUCCAUCGCUACGAUCCCUCAACGCCGCCUAUCUACAUCGGCGAGGCGGCCUGUACGGCGUUCGCGACUCGAUUCCGUCGCUUCCUCACGGGGAACAAUGCCACCGCGCAUAUCCCGCGCACGCAGUACGUCAAGGAUGACUGUAUCGCUGCGGCCAAUACGGCAGACGUGCAAUGGCCGAGUCUGCAGCAGGCGCGUCUCCUUGUGAAGAUUGCCAUGCAGCAGGUCUGCCAUAUUUAUCAUUUGGUCUUGCGCAAAUCGACGCUGGAGAAGCUGGAGGACAUCUACCGCACCGGAGAUUUUGAGUGCACGGUCAACAAGUGCAAGUUCUUUGCUCUCUUCGCUUUCGGGGAGGCCUAUUCUAUGCGAGCUGAACCGUCUACGGGCUCUAGAGUUCCAGGGACAACGUACUUUGCUCGUGCUUUGAGUUUGGUGCAGUUGCCGCCAGAACGGACGAAUAUCACACAUCUUGAGACUUUGCUCUUAUUGUCACUGUUUUCAUAUUAUCUCAACCGACGGCAUUCGUCUCUUGUUCUGAUCGGCACAGCCAUGCGCCUUGGUCUAUCCAUCGGCAUGAACCACAACAUCCCGGAGACGCAGCUCAUCGACCCGGUGGAACGACAGCAUCGACUGCGCAUCUGGUGGACCAUCUACGUCUUUGAUCGCAUGUGGGGAUCCAAAAUGGGGCAGCCGUCGCAGAUUCUCGACGAUGAUAUCCACUUGGACAUGCCGUCAAGCAUCACGCCAGCGCAGCUGCACGACGAACAGUUCUCGGAUACUGAUCAUCUAACUGCAAACAUCAAUCUCGCGCGCAUUGUCGGCGAGACCAUCGCCAAACUGUACAGCCGCCGCAAGUACAGCGAGACCUUUCUUCAACGGGUCCAGAAAUUGCUCAAGGCAUUGAAAAACUGGGUGGAAACUCUACCGGAACAUCUACGGUUGAACGAAGACGAUCUCGAAGUCAACCGCAAACCGAUCAGCUCCUUACAUCUAUCUUUCAAUCAAUGCGUCAUCCUCACCACUCGCCCAACCCUCCUUCAUCUCCUCAUCAACAACCGCACCACCGACAUCUCCCAACCCGUCCUCACCCUCGGCGAAGCAUGCAUCCACGCCGCCCGUCAUUCCUACUCCGUCAUCCUCACCAAAUGGAUUAACGGCUCUCUUCCCGUCUUCGGCUACUUCCACGCCCAUUACCUCUUCUCCCUCGCCCUCGUUCUCGCCAUGGCGAGUUUCCUCCCCAUAGGCAGCCCCUCGGACCUCGGCGCCUUCGAAACCAGUCUCGAGAUGCUCCGCUCCAUGAGCGAGAACGGCAACCUCGCGGCGGCAGAAUUCCAUAUGAAUCUCGUCCAAGUGAAAGAAUGUCUCGAUCAAUACCGCGACGCUCAUCCAUCCUCAAAUCCCUCCUCCUCCUCCGCCUCCUCCUCCGCCUCUAACCCCCAUGCCCAUCCCUCCACAAACCCUCCCCUCACCUCAACAACACCCUUUGUCGAAUCCACACCAAUCCCCCUCGUCCAUCAACCAACCUCGAUCCCCAACAAUUCCAUCAUGACCCCCGAAGAUGAACCCCUCGGUUUAUCCAGUUACGCUCUCCCACCUAGCACGACGGCAGCCGGUGCACCAGCUGUGCCGGGGUUCACGACAGCAAUGGCGUUCAUGGAGCCGACGAUGCAGGAUUUUCUGGCGCAGUCGGAUUUCGAUCUGGGGUUGUUGCACCCGGUGGAUACUUUUAUUAGUGAGGAGAGUUUUUAUACGAGUCAGGGGAUCUAG